Gastrolobium bilobum is the source of this 2406-nucleotide messenger RNA. Its product is annotated as putative receptor protein kinase ZmPK1. The coding region runs from base 4 to 2406 and encodes 800 amino acids. Gene Ontology annotation, molecular function: protein serine/threonine kinase activity; ATP binding. The transcript has a single exon. NCBI's taxonomy places the organism in Eukaryota, Viridiplantae, Streptophyta, Magnoliopsida, Fabales, Fabaceae. Gene Ontology annotation, biological process: recognition of pollen; protein phosphorylation. The record is from RefSeq and is a predicted model, not a curated record.
GCAAUGCACAUCCUAGUCUUCCUCUUGGUCCUCUUGAUUUCCCCAUCUUCAUUUGCAGCGACGGAUACACUUCCAGAAGGCUCAUCUCUUUCGGUUGAGAAACCAAGUGACACCCUGGUUUCAGCCAAUGGUGACUUCUCGGCAGGUUUCUUCCAAGUGGGGGAUAACGCUUUCUGCUUUUCCGUAUGGUUCACAAGGUCCAAAGAACCCACCGUUAUUUGGAUGGCGAAUCGAGACGAACCAGUCAACGGGAAAUACUCAGAAUUAUCACUUUGGAGAAAUGGCAAUCUCGUUUUGUUCGAUGCAGGAAGAACCACUAUUUGGAGCACCGCCACCGUCUUCUCCCAAUCGCAGCUGAAGCUCAUGGACAACGGAAACCUCAUCCUUGGCACUUUACAAGGCACUGUCCGUUGGCAAAGCUUUGACUCUCCCACAGACACCAUUCUUCCUGGCCAAGCAGUUACAGAGCAAGCAAGCUUGGUUUCAUCAAGAAGCACAACGAACUAUUCCUCCGGUUUCUAUAAACUUUAUUUUGACAACGAUAAUGUUCUGCGCUUUCUUUUCAAAGGUUCUACACUAUCCAGCGUGUACUGGCCAGAACCGUGGAAACUUCCGGUUGAUGCACAGAGAUCCACCUACAAUGUAACAAAAAUCGCUGUCCUAGAUUCAUUUGGCCAUUUCACAUCCUCUGAUGGGUUCCAAAUCUUUUCCACCGAUUAUGGCAUGAAAUUGUAUAGACGACUCACGAUGGAUGCUGACGGUAACUUGCGUCUCUACAGCUUCAAUGAGAACCACAAGAUGUGGGAGGUAUCAUGGCAAGCCAUUUCACAACCAUGUACUGUUCAUGGUCUUUGUGGAGCUAACAGCAUGUGCACUUAUGAUCCCGUUUAUGGCAGGACUUGCUAUUGCCUGCAAGGAUUUAAGGUUAAGAAUCCAAACGAUUGGACACUGGGGUGUGAGCCUGAAUUUAACCCUGCUGAUCUCUCUUGCAAUCGAAGUGAAUCUUUAGGUUUCCUCCAUAUUCUAAACACGGAAUUAUACGGCUAUGAUUGGAACGUAACAGCCGUUUCAAGCUUGAAGGAAUGCCAAAAUUUAUGCUUGGAACUUUGUGAUAACUGCAAAGGCAUCCAACUCAAAUUCAACGGCAUCGGUACUUAUAAUUGUUACCCAAAAACAAUACUGCUCAACGGUAGGGAUUCGCCCAAUUUUGAUGGAGAGACCUAUCUAAAGUUGCCAAAAGCGACUCUGCUCUCUUCCAACAAGCCUUUUAAUAAGCAUGCACCGUUGAAGUGUUCGGUUGGUUUGUCUCAACGACUGAAUAGAUUUUAUCAGAAACCUAGAAGAAACUCCACAUUGAAUUUCUUGGUUUGGUUCGCUUGCGGGAUUGGGGCUUUUGAGAUGUCCAUGAUUUUCCUUGUGUGGUUCUUCUUGUUUAGAACCAACAAGCGACCUGAUUUAGAAGAUCAACAGAGGCACCUUCUUUCUGCUACAGGAUUUCAAAGGUUCACGUAUGCAGAGCUCAAAAGUGCGUCAAAGGGAUUCAGUGAGGAGAUUGGGCGAGGAGCGGGAGGGGUUGUGUACAAAGGGACAUUAUAUGAUCACCGUGUUGCUGCGAUCAAACGUCUGGGUGAAGCUAAUCAAGGAGAAGCUGAAUUCCUAGCAGAAAUAAGCACCAUUGGCAUGUUGAACCACAUGAAUUUGAUUGAUAUGUGGGGAUACUGUGUCGACGGGAAGCACAGGCUCUUGGUGUAUGAGUUUAUGGAGCAUGGAUCUUUAGCAGAGAAUCUCUAUUCCAAUACCCUUGAUUGGAAGAAGAGGUUUAAUAUAGCUGUAGGUACAGCGAAAGGUCUGGCUUAUUUACACGAAGAGUGCUUGGAAUGGGUUUUACAUUGCGAUGUGAAGCCUCAAAACAUUCUCCUCGACUCUGAUUUUCAACCCAAGGUAGCUGAUUUUGGCUUGUCAAAACUUUUAAAUAGAGAUGAGCGUGCAGGCAGUUCUGCUUUUUCAAGAAUAAGAGGAACUCGGGGUUACAUGGCUCCCGAGUGGGUUUACAAUCUUCGCAUUACUUCUAAAGUAGACGUUUAUAGCUAUGGGGUUGUUGUGUUGGAAAUGGUAACUGGAAAGAGCCCUAUGGAAAUCCACAGCCUUGAGAACAGUAACGGCAUAGAGCAGCGUCGGUUACUGACGUGGGUGACUGACAAGAUAAACAGUGCACCCACAAGCAAGUUUUGGAUUGAGGAGAUUGUAGAUCCCAACUUGGAGGGCCGAUACGUCAUUUCGCAGGUUGAGAUUUUGGUUAAAGUGGCUUUGCAAUGUGUGAAAGAUGACAUGAAUGAAAGACCGUCCAUGAGCCAAGUGGCUGAGAUGCUUCAGUCCCAUGAUAAUGAUAGAGUCUCCCCUCGUUAG